GCAACUUGUUGAGAACGAAAGCGAAAGUAAAGUUCCACUCUGUUCAAGGAACGUUUGUUGUUUUACCAAUGAACAAAAUGGACUUAUGUCUAAAAGUCUUUAUUUACAUCUUUCUACUUAGAGAUAUCCAGAGUGCUAGUCAGAUUUCCUGGCUGCCCUGUAAAUUCAUUGAUGAAGAAGUUUUGGUGGACUCUAAAGGCUACAAUAAUACAAAACUCAUACCAAGAUCGGCUGUGCUGCAGUUUGGACUGAUAGGAGACCCUCUGGUGAACUCAGAUGCUGUCACCUUUCUCAUCACUCCAUCAACGUUGGAUGUGCGUCAUUUGCUGGCGGAUGCAGAGGUGGAGCAGUUAUCGUGUGAACUGCAUCGGUACAGCACAGAUGGGUCCCACAUUCGCUGGCCUGUCAAAGCAGAGCAUCCACACAACCGCUGGUUCACUGUAACUAUCUCUCACUCCAAAAAUCUGUUUAAAAUCAUGGCCUUCAUCAGACAAUCCAGCAACCAGCCUCCAACAGGACAGCACGACUAUAAGAGCUGGACAGUCAUAAAGGACAAAGAGAUCCUCACUACAUCAGUGGUGAUGAUCAUACAGACCCAGACCCCAGUGGUGAAAUCCUCAUUGAAAUCCUAUUCCAAACUACAAUGCCAGUUCUAUAUUGACCAUAAAGCUCCCAAAGUGACUGUGGAGUGGAAAAAAUAUGGCAACAACGCUCCACUGUUCAGCCACAACAGCCCAUCAGGACAAACACAGGGCUCAGGGGUGGACUUAAAACAACUGGCUGCAGGGGACGCCACCUACACCACUCCUCUCACUAAAGUGGGCAGUGAAGGCACCUACAUGUGCUAUGUGCAAGUGCAUCCUCUGCUGGGGCGUGUAAAUGUGGAACUGGAAAUAGAAGUGCCUCCACGUAUUUCCUUGAAUGUCAGCCCCACCCUGAUUAUAUCUGAAGAUACUGUGAAGAAAGUGGUAUGCAUGGCAGAUGGGUACUACCCCCUAGAUGUAUCCAUACAGUGGUCCCAUAAGGGCAGUACUGAUGUUGGCCCGCGGGUGGACAGAACUCAGCUCUCCAGUCACGUCAGUAAUCCAAACCACACGUACAGCCUCUCCGCCUUCUUCUAUUUGCAGCCAAAACUUUGGGACUCAGGGAGGAAGUUUACCUGCUCCGUAUUUCACCGCUCCCUGUCAGCCCCCAUCACGAAAACAUUCACAGUCACUGUUACAGAGCCAGGCCAGUGGAUACUUUACUUCAAUGUCUUCACCCUGGUGGUUGUAGUGGCCCUGGUGCUACGUUAUGUACUCAGAGUGAGAAGAUGUCGGUUCUGUUUUUAAACCCUGGAUCCAGAUUUGUGUCCAGGACAAAGGAAAGUUUACAAAGCAGUGUCUUUGACAUUUGACUCACUAGUGUGGGAGGACAGCUUAUUAUCACAUUGUGAGGACAAAAGUCUGUAUACAUACUGGUUACUUCUAUCCUUAAUUAUUAGCUAAUUUAUUUGUAAUUUGUAAAUUGAAUGAAUGUAAGUUAAUGUAGUCCUCAGGAAGCGUAGAAACCCAACUUGUGUGCAUAUGUGUGUGUGUAGAUGAUGAUUUUGCACUCCUAGCCCCUUAGCUAAGCAAUAACUAUUACAGAUUUGUGCCUAAUCUUAACCAGACACAGGGCUUACGGCAACACACACAGACAAACUGCAUAUUAUUUGUUAUGUUAAAUAUCUGUUUGUGACAUGUUUUAAACUGCUAACCUACACAAGCAGAGUAGAGCAGAGAACACGGAGCAAGUUAAUUUCAAACUAUAAAUUAAAUCUGUAAUCGGUAAUUAAAUGUCUUUGAAGUUCUUUGCUUUAAAGAAUUUGAAAUGAGGAUUAUCACCUUUAAUGACCUUUAAAAUACAAUGACAUUAACAGGCAACAUCUGAUAGAAAGUGUAAUUAAGUUGUCUAUAAAGUAAGCUAAUGAAAAACGAUGAGGGGCAUGCAAGUUCUUCCUGGUAGAGGUCUGUUAGGGUCCUCUGGGUGGUUUGUUUGUUUUUCAAAAAGAUUCUUCUCAGGGAUAUUGUUUGUGCACUCUUUGAUUUCCUCGCACUGUAAAUAUGUCAGUAUUCAAAUACAUCAAUACAACAUUUUAGUUUGAAAUUAACUCCUUUUUAGACAAUACCAUUUUUUUUACUUGAAUUUUAGAGUUUUUGUAGUGAGUGGUCACACCCCUUCACAGAUCGGACUUGUAGCUAGGCCUGGUGGUGCCACCUUCUUGUCUCCAUGAAGAUAGAUAAAUUUAAUGCCAUACCGUGAAACAUUUCCAGCACUGCAAUAAUAUCUUCAUGGAGGCAAGCAUGAGACAGGCCCUCCACCAAAAAGUUACAUAUUGCACCUUUAUGUAGAGCUGCUAUUGGUUUAUGUUUAAUGGAUGAAUUAAGUCAUGUUGAUUUUCUUUUAAGACUGUGGUAUUGCUGAGUAAACAUUUGAACAUUUUGAGCUCUGGUAACUUACUGAGAUGGACAUUUUCUUUAAGUAAGCUUUGCCAAGGGAUGGAGAUUGUUUUGUUUUUGUGUCUGUAGUAACUGAAGGAAAGUAAGUGGUGAAGUGUACUACUUUUAGUGCUUUGAGAGGCUUUGAAAAGCACAUUACAAGUGUAAGCCAUUAUUAUUAUUAUUACUAUGAAUGUAAUUAUGGAUUCAUAAAGUUUUAUUGUAAC
Molecule: messenger RNA, 2686 nt
Organism: Periophthalmus magnuspinnatus
Lineage: Eukaryota; Metazoa; Chordata; Actinopteri; Gobiiformes; Gobiidae
Product: tapasin-related protein-like
Exons: 7
Coding region: 69-1331 (420 amino acids)
Source: RefSeq, a predicted model, not a curated record